This is a messenger RNA of Prunus armeniaca (apricot), 2100 nucleotides long. NCBI's taxonomy places the organism in Eukaryota, Viridiplantae, Streptophyta, Magnoliopsida, Rosales, Rosaceae. The record is from the annotation of a GenBank genome assembly.
AUGCCGUCAUGCAAUCGAACGGGCUCUAUGCACCCACGCAAAACUCGGAGCCCGAAUCGGCGGCGAAGAUUAACCGAAGACCUCCUCUCGUCGUCGUUAUCGUUAAACGACAGCACGGGGACGAGAGCACGUUCAUUCAUCUUGGAUGCUAUUUUAGCAGCACCAUCAGUUGAGAGUCAUCAUAACAUGCAGAGUUGCACUAAUUUUGGACUUGGGUUCACUCUAAAACCAGAGGACUUUGUUGGGUCAGAUCUGAAACUGAAAGGAAAUGCCAAUACCCUGAAGGGCCAGAACCAUGAAAAGAGAGAAACUUUGCAGAAACAGCUCGUUCUCUGCUUGAAGUGUUUGGGAUUUUGCUCUCCUGUGUGUGACCACUGGACUGGAGUGACUUGUAGUGAGGAUAAGUCUUAUGUGGUAGCCGUCCGAUUGCCCGGCAUUGGAUUUACUGGCCAGAUACCACCUUACACGCUUAGCCGCCUCUCAAGGCUGCAAAUUUUGAGUCUUAGAUCCAAUGUGAUAAGUGGGCACUUCCCUUCUGAUUUCUUCAACCUCAAAAACUUGUCUUUCCUCUAUCUCCAAUUCAAUAACUUCUCUGGGCCAUUGCCCGGGGACUUCUCAGUUUGGAAGAACCUCACCAUUGUCAAUUUGUCUAACAAUCACUUCAAUGGGAGCAUUCCUUAUUCGCUUUCCAAUUUGACUCAGCUUUCAGGCUUGAAUCUUGCUAACAAUUCACUUUCUGGUGAAAUUCCUGAUCUCGAAUCAAGCAAGUUGCAGCAGCUAAACUUAUCUAACAACAAUCUCACUGGUAGUGUUCCCAAAUCACUUCAGAGGUUUCCAAGGUCAGUUUUCGUGGGUAACAACAUUUCUUUUGCUAGUUUCCCACCCAGUCUUCCUCCUGUUCUUCCACCCGCCCCUAAACCAUAUCCGAAAUCUAAGAAUAGUGGGAAGCUUGGUGAGACAGCAUUAUUAGGAAUUAUAGUUGCUGGUGCUGUUUUGGGCAUUGUGGCGUUUGCAUUUCUAAUACUUGUUUUCUGCUCAAGAAGAAAAAAGGAAGAUGGGCUUUCUGGAAAGUUGCACAAGGGAGAAAUGUCACCGGAAAAAGUGAUCUCAAGGAGUCAAGAUGCGAAUAAUAAACUGGUUUUCUUUGAGGGCUGUCAUUACGCAUUUGAUCUGGAGGAUUUAUUGAGGGCUUCCGCCGAGGUACUUGGAAAGGGAACAUUUGGUACAGCAUAUAAGGCAAUAUUAGAAGAUGCAACCGUUGUGGUGGUGAAGAGGUUGAAGGAUGUAAAUGUUGGGAAGCGGGACUUCGAGCAACAUAUGGAGAUUGCUGGCAACAUUAGGCAUGAAAAUGUGGUUGAACUGAAGGCAUAUUAUUAUUCCAAAGAUGAGAAGCUAAUGGUAUAUGAUUACUACAGCCAGGGGAGCGUCUCUGCUUUGUUACAUGGUAGAAGAGGGGAGGACAGAGUCCCUUUAGAUUGGGAUACCCGACUGAGAAUAGCUAUUGGAGCAGCAAAAGGAAUUGCUCAUAUACAUACACAGAAUGGUGGGAAGCUUGUCCAUGGAAACGUCAAAGCCUCAAACAUCUUUGUAAACUCGCAACAGUAUGGUUGUGUUUCUGAUGUUGGCCUGGCAACUAUAAUGAGCUCACUAGCUCCCCCAAUCUCCCGUGCUGCUGGUUACCGAGCCCCAGAAGUGACAGACACCAGGAAAGCAGGACAAGCAGCUGAUGUCUACAGUUUUGGGGUUGUGUUACUGGAACUCCUCACUGGAAAAUCCCCUAUCCAUACUACUGCUGGUGAUGAGAUUGUCCACUUGGUCAGAUGGGUGCAUUCAGUUGUCCGAGAGGAGUGGACAGCAGAAGUGUUUGACAUAGAGCUCAUGAGGUAUCUAAAUAUAGAGGAAGAAAUGGUAGAGAUGUUACAGAUUGCCAUGUCUUGUGUGGUAAGGAUGCCUGAUCAAAGACCUAAAAUGCUGGAUUUAGUGAAGAUGAUAGACAGUGUCCGCCGGAAUGAUAAUGAGAAUCGACCAUCAUCUGGAAACAGAUCUGAAAGCUCAACACCACCACUGGUGGUUGGAACAGAACAUCCAACAUCACAAUGA